Molecule: messenger RNA, 286 nt
Organism: Pelobates cultripes (western spadefoot toad)
Lineage: Eukaryota; Metazoa; Chordata; Amphibia; Anura; Pelobatidae
Source: the annotation of a GenBank genome assembly
AUGCCCGACAAGUACAAGUCCAUUCAACUCUAUUCAGACCUCUCUGCCCUGACUCUGCAAAAGCGCAAGGAAUAUAAAGACAUCACAGAGACACUCAGAGCAAGACAGGUGCCAUACCGAUGGGGCCACCCGGUCCGCCUCCUGAUCCAGAGAAAUGGGACGGUAACAACUAUCCUGUCCCCAGAAGAAGGGAGAAAAACCCUCCGGACCUGGGGGAUAGCACUGCAGCAACAGCCGGAGAAAACGCAAGCUACACAGCGGCUGACACCAGAAUGGAAGAAGCAAC